UUAACUACCUUCAGACGGUCGUAGUUGCUCCCGCAGUUUACCCCAAAAGAUGAGGUGGCAGUUUUUUGCCCGUUGGUAUAAAGAUGACGAGGACAAGGCCGAGAUGGAGGAGGACGAAGGAAGAUGCGAUGGAGGAGGCUGAAGAGGAGGGGGUGGCGGAGGAGGAGGAGGAGGAGGAGAGGAGGAGGAGGAGGAGGAGGAGAGGAGGAGGGGGAGGGGGAGGACAAGGAGGAGGAAGAGGAGGCGGCGAUGGAGGAAGAAGUGGAGGAGGAGGAGGAGGAGGAGGAGGAGGACGAGCAUGAGAGGACUACUACGACGGGGUAGCGGCUGGAUCCCCUCACCUCCGUCUUUUUUGUUUUUUUUUGUUCAAUCAAUCAGCUGGCUCCCC
Chara braunii is the source of this 388-nucleotide messenger RNA. The record is from the annotation of a GenBank genome assembly. Lineage: Eukaryota; Viridiplantae; Streptophyta; Charophyceae; Charales; Characeae.